AUGUUAAAAUCUGAAGCGCUUAAAUCAAGCAAAGGAAACUUUGAGGCACUGGUUGCCAUUAAUAAUGCAUGCGUAGAAGACCUACAGUGGUGGGUCGAUAAUAUUGAAAAUGCUUUUAAGCCGGUUGAGAGACCCAAGGCUGAUAUCACCAUCCACACAGAUGCAUUUAAGAUGGGAUGGGGUGCGGUAGUAAAUAAAACUGCAAUCGAAUCCCAAGAACACAUUAAUAGUUUAGAACUUAAAGCUUUGUUCAUGGGUUUAAAAUCAUUCUAUAGAAAUUUGCAACACAAGCAUGUACAAGCCUUUAUGGAUAAUACAACAGCUGUUGCUUAUGUAAAUUCCAUGGGGGGGACAAAGUCCACCCAGGUCAACAAGCUUGCAAAGGAAGUUUGGAAUUGGUGCAUUGAGCAUGGGGUGCACCUUACUGCAACACAUAUCCCAGGGUCUACAAAUGUAGAUGCCGACAAAGAAUCAAGGCAUUUCAAUGACAACACUGAGUGGAUGCUUAGACCAGAUAUAUUCAAACAAUUAGUGGGAAAGUUUGGUUCCCCCAACAUUGAUUUGUUUGCCUCGCGCUUGAAUAGGCAGGUCUCAUGCUUUGCGUCGUGGCGACCUGACCCAGAGGCUACACAUAUUGACGCAUUUAGCAUUGACUGGUCUAAGUUUUUCUUUUAUGCAUUUCCACCAUUCAGUCUAGUUGCACAAUGUCUACAGAAAGUGGAAUGGGAUCAAGCAGAAGGAAUAAUAGUGGUGCCGAAUUGGCCAACACAACCCUGGUUUUCCAAACUGAUGCAGCUGUUAACAGAGACUCCUUGGAUCAUACCGAAGAGCAAAACAACACUGCAGCUACCAUGGGACGUACACAGGGUUCAUCCUCUGCACAGCAAUCUGACGCUUCUUGCUUGUCAGAUAUCCGGGAAUCUUAUGAAGCACAAGGUAUAUCUGCAGCAGCAACAAGUAUUAUUGUCAGCUCCUGGAGACCCAGUUCUGGAAAACUAUACCAAAGCUACAUUAACAGAUGGAAGACAUACUGUGGUAAGAGGCAGAUUGAUUUCAUUCGACCUCCUAUAG
Messenger RNA from Paramuricea clavata, 1071 nucleotides. The record is from the annotation of a GenBank genome assembly. NCBI's taxonomy places the organism in Eukaryota, Metazoa, Cnidaria, Anthozoa, Malacalcyonacea, Plexauridae.